AUUACACACGAGUAAGACGCGAGCACCGGGACCAAAGGACUUGGAAGACAGCUUGUGAAAUUCGCGAGAGGUUCGAAAUCGAUGUCAGUACUUAUACUAUUAAGGGUAGGCGAAAGGCGUUCACGUUGCCGCUUGUUUUGCCGCUCUUAAGGGAGACAGACAUAACAAACGGGGGAAGCGAACACCAAAAAGCUACCUCUAACACUAGCGCUGGAGGUGGUGGCGGUGGUCGCGGUCAUAGUCAUGCGUUGCAUCGAGAAAAAGAAGAAUGGGAAGGACGCUUGAAGAUGGACGAGAACAAUAGGAACAUCAAGUCCGAAGCGAUACUGCAACAACAUCACGAGCAAGAAAGUAGAGUUGCAACAGUAUCCAAAAUACUUCUACGUGAUGAAGACGAAGAAAAGGUGGAUGCUCAAAGGAGUAUGAUGAAAGUACUAGAGAAAGACGCAUCUUCUACCUCCACUUGGCAUCCUAUCAGCGGACGGGGACUCACACACGCAGAGUGGUUUCAAACGAAGGGAUCACGGUUGGGG
Amoebophrya sp. A25 is the source of this 533-nucleotide messenger RNA. The record is from the annotation of a GenBank genome assembly. NCBI's taxonomy places the organism in Eukaryota, Dinophyceae, Syndiniales, Amoebophryaceae.